GCACAACAAAAAUAUGGAUGUUAAACAAAGCAUAUGUUUUGUAUAUAAAAUGAGGCAAAAAGAUGAAUUUCCCAAAUUGCAAUUAUGAUUCAACCGCAAAAUGUUAUAUCGUCCAAAGAGUUGUGCCGCAUAUGUGCUUUUCAAACCAUCAAAUGUGCAACACACGCACAAAUUUUUUUAGUUUUUGUAUUAAGAUUUAAAAAACUUGCAAUUCAGUUUUAGCCGCUAAAUGCUCCUUCAUAUUCUGGGAGAACUUAAAACUGCAUUAGAAAAAACUAUGAAUUAUCUUCAACAAAUCAAUCAACUUUUUUCGGGCGAUGAUUGCCAAUCUAUAAUGCAAACCCAAUUAUCAUCAUGCCAUUUCAGGAAAUCUACUAAAGCCUGUGCUAGACCAUUACUCAAAGCCGUUGAAAGGAAAACCAGAAGCAAAAUGUCGGAUUGGGGUGAUAACGAUACUGAGGUCGUUGGUGGCAAAGGGUUUGGCAACAACGAUCAAUACAAAAACAAUGAUAACUAUCAAAAUGAGAAUGAUGGUGGCUUCCAGGAUCAGAAUGACGGAGGUGAUGACAAUGGAGGUUAUAACAAUAAUCGCAAUGGCUUUGGUGGUGGCUUUAGAGGGCGUGGAGUCGGUGGCAGAGGACGUGGUGGCCGUGGAGCAGGUCGCUUUAGCGGAAACAACAGAUAUGAGAAGAAUGGAGAUGAUAAUGAUGAAAAUGGAGGAUCCUAUGGUCGCGGUGGAAACAACCGAUAUAAUAACCAUGGGGAUGAGAACAAUGAUGAAAACGGAGAAUCCAAUGGCUACAACAAUGGCGGCUUUGGCGGUGGACGAGGACGCGGUGGCGGCCGUGGGCGUGGUCGUGGUGGUGGCGGCGAUCGUGGUGGACAUCGGGAAUUCAAUAAUAAUAAAGGUGAAGAGGACGGUGUGGAUGAAAAUGGCGAACCACAAAAGCCUCGCGAGUUUUACAUACCUCCCGAACCCACAGACAACGAAGAUGAAAUUUUUGGCACCGGUAUUACAAGCGGCAUAAAUUUCUCAAAAUAUGACAGCAUUCCAGUAAAGGUAACUGGUGAAAAUGCACCCGCGCCCAUACAAACCUUUGAGGAGGCAGCCCUCCGAGAACUAGUGCUGACCAAUGUCAAACGGUCUGGCUAUAAAAUGCCCACUCCAAUACAAAAGACUGCCAUACCUGUUAUUUCCGCUGGUCGGGAUUUAAUGGCUUGUGCCCAGACAGGUUCUGGAAAGACAGCCUCCUUCUUGUUGCCCAUUAUCAAUAGUCUCUUAAACGAGGGCGCUGAAACUUCCAUAGGCAAGCCACAUGCCCUAGUGGUAUCUCCCACCCGUGAAUUGGCCAUACAAAUCUUCAACGAGGCACGUAAAUUUGCCAUGGGUUCCUAUUUGAAUAUACGUAUUGUAUAUGGCGGCACCUCCUCCAAGCAUCAAAUGGAAAACAUAGGCAAAGGCGGUAGCCAUAUACUAAUCUGCACUCCCGGCCGCCUUUUGGAUUAUGUGGAAAAGUGUUAUAUCUCCUUCGAGGAGACACGGUUUGUGGUGCUAGAUGAAGCCGAUCGAAUGCUGGAUAUGGGCUUCAAGGAAAGCGUUUCAAAAAUCAUGACUCAUCCUACCAUGCGCAGCAUGGAUCAGAGACAAAAUUUGAUGUUCUCUGCCACAUUUCCUGCCGAGAUACAACGCAUGGCUGGCGAAUAUUUGAAUGAGUAUAUUUUCAUAGCUAUAGGUGUAGUGGGUGGUGCAUGUUCGGAUGUAACCCAAAAUAUUUACGAAGUUAAGAAAUCACAAAAGCGAGCAAAGCUGUUGGAACUCCUGCAAGAAAAUCCAGAUGGCACUAUUGUCUUUGUGGAAACAAAACGUGGAGCCGAUUUCUUGGCCUCCCUACUUUCCGAAACCGAAUUUCCCACAACUUCCAUACAUGGUGAUCGUUUGCAGCGUCAACGGGAGGAAGCUCUUAAGGAUUUUAAAACUGGUAGAAUGAAAGUUUUGAUAGCUACCUCAGUGGCAGCACGUGGUUUGGACAUUAAAAAUGUGCGUCAUGUGGUCAACUAUGACAUGCCACAAUCUAUAGAUGAGUAUGUACAUCGCAUUGGUCGCACAGGACGUGUGGGUAACAAUGGACGGGCGACAAGUUUCUUUGAUCCUGAGAGUGAUUCUGCCAUAGCCCCAGAUUUGGUGAAUAUUUUGGAAGGUGCCGGUCAAGAAGUUCCCGAAUUCCUAAAGGCUCAUGCCUCCGGAGGUGGUGGCGGCGAUUAUAGCAGCCGCUUUGGUGGCCGAGAUGUACGGAAGGGCGUACCACAGAAUGAUAACAAUUUUGUUACCUCUUCAGCACCCGCUGCUCUGGAAGAUGAUGAGGAAUGGAAUUAAAAACCCCUUCACUCCCCACCUUAUAGUAUACUGUUUCUAUCAUGUUAGCCUAGAAUUUUUUCCUUAACAAUUGAAUUGAAUUUUUUUAUUUUUAUCUUUUCCAAAUCCUUAUCGCGCUUAGCGAAAAUUCAAACAAUCUCAGAGAACAUAAAUGUAUACUAACAUUGUAAACAAAAAAAAAACUAUUUUUAUAUCAUAAUGUAUUUGAAAUUACAUUAAUUUAUAACAAA
Molecule: messenger RNA, 2604 nt
Organism: Stomoxys calcitrans (stable fly)
Lineage: Eukaryota; Metazoa; Arthropoda; Insecta; Diptera; Muscidae
Product: ATP-dependent RNA helicase vasa
Exons: 8
Coding region: 230-2374 (714 amino acids)
Biological process (GO): gamete generation; cell differentiation
Cellular component (GO): P granule; nucleus
Molecular function (GO): RNA helicase activity; ATP binding; RNA binding
Source: RefSeq, a predicted model, not a curated record